CCGCUCGGCCGUUAGUGACGCUGAGGCCGGAGGAGGAAGUCGAUCAGCGCGGGUCCAGCUCCAGUGCAGCUCCAGUCCAGCUUCAGUGCAGCUCCAGUCCAGCUUCAGUCCAGCUUCAGUGCAGCUCCAGUGCAGCUUCAGUGCAGCUCCAGUCCAACACAGUCUCCAGGAGGAACCCGCCGCAGCAUCAUGUCUGAGGGCGACAACAAGAGCGCCAACAUGCUGGCCCAGGAAACAGCCCAGCUGGAGGAGCAGCUGCAGGGCUGGGGUGAGGUGAUCCUCGCCGGGGAUCGAGUCCUGCGCUGGGAGAAGCCCUGGUUCCCUGGGGUCCUGAUGGGCGCCACCACCAUGCUCUUCCUAAUGAUCUACUACCUGGAUCCAUCAGUGCUGACUGGACUCUCCGGCACUGUCAUGUUGCUCUGCCUGGCGGAUUAUCUGGUGCCCACCCUCGCUCCCAGGGUCUUCGGCUCCAAUAAGUGGACCACUGAGCAGCAGCAGCGUUUCCAUGAGAUCUGCGGAAACCUGGUAAAGACCCAGCGUCGGGUUGUGGGCUGGUGGAAGCGUCUUAUCGACCUCAAGGAGGAGAAGCCCAAAAUGUACUUUGCCUCCGUGAUCAGCAGCCUGCUGGCAGUGGCCUGGAUCGGACAGCAGGUGCACAACCUGUUCCUCACCUACCUGAUCGUGAGCUUCCUGCUGCUGCUGCCCGGCCUCAACCAGCACGGCGUCAUCUCCAAGUACAUCGCCAUGGCCAAGAGGGAGAUAAACAAGCUGCUCAAACAGAAGGAGAAGAAGAACGAGUAAAUGAGAGUGUGGAUGAAGAGGAGAAUCUCUGAAAGAUGAACUACGACACAAAAUGGAAGGUGGAAGGAAGUGUUGAGAAAGGGCCUCCUGUUUUCUCGUCUCCGCCACAGAGCGAGACACUUUUUUUUUUUUUUCUUCACGUGCUGAAUAAGUGUCACUUCUCUCUCACUAUUUGACGUUUCAUCACCUUUUUUUUUUUCUCAUGAAUUUGCGAUGCAUGCAGCCACAUGAAGGUUCAGACACACACACACGUUUAUCUAAAGCAGCAGCACGUUCACACACAUACACAAGUUUAAAUCCUCCUCCUGUCUCUUGUUUUAAACGUGCUUUGUUUUAAGAUGUUAGUGAUGCUUUUAAGCCAUUCCCUCUUCAUGGACAAAGUGACUACUGAGCAGUUUUUGUAGCAUUACGGCAUCAUAUUCUCAGAUUCCUCACUGUAGUUGUUUUGUUUUUUUUGUCAGAUGAGAACAGGUCAUUAGUGUUUUUGCUUUAUUUGUAUUUUACGUGGCGCUAAAACAGAACUGGAUUUAAAGCUGAGCUCAUCAGGAGUUCAACAGUGUCUAGAUGCAGACAUGCUGCUGCUAGCUGGACUCUGGUCUAUUAGCUCUUAUAUUAAACCACACAGUGUUUCAUUGGUGUGGGGUGUUUCUGUGUAAAUAGACCUAUCCCCCCCUCCCCCGUCCCUGUCAGUCAACCUUUUCUCUAUUCUUGUUAUUUAUGUGUUCUUUCCUCUUCAGUCUGAUCACUGUCUGUCAGCUCAUUUCAUUAUUUGUCUUUAUUGGAGAUCUUUAUGGAAACAAAUAAAGUUUGAUUUAAGUGAAAA
Paralichthys olivaceus (Japanese flounder) is the source of this 1624-nucleotide messenger RNA. It is a transcript of the gene arl6ip1, whose product is annotated as ARL6 interacting reticulophagy regulator 1. Gene Ontology annotation, biological process: cotranslational protein targeting to membrane. Gene Ontology annotation, cellular component: membrane; Sec61 translocon complex. Lineage: Eukaryota; Metazoa; Chordata; Actinopteri; Pleuronectiformes; Paralichthyidae. The record is from RefSeq and is a predicted model, not a curated record.